Pieris macdunnoughi is the source of this 1722-nucleotide messenger RNA. NCBI's taxonomy places the organism in Eukaryota, Metazoa, Arthropoda, Insecta, Lepidoptera, Pieridae. The record is from the annotation of a GenBank genome assembly.
AUGAAUUCAAUCGCGAUCGAGACCAAUAAUCAAGAGGGAUCUAAAUUGUAUAAGUGCCGAGAAUAUCCUUACAAAGUUUCGGCAAACCUACAUUACUUUAGAAAAGAUGAAAGGUUCUGUGACAUAGAAUUAAUUUCUGGGAAGACAAAAGUCAAGGCUCAUAGAGUUGUUUUAGCUGCUAGCUGUGAAUAUUUUGAUGCUAUGUUUAAUGUUGGACUUGAAGAAACUCAAAAGGGUCGUGUAUUACUACAUAGUGUACCAUCAGUUAUACUUCCUUUAAUUAUUGAUUUUAUAUACACAGGUGAAAUAACAAUUGACAAAGCAACAGUACAAAACUUGUUGAUAGCUGCUGAUAUGCUACAGUUAAGAGAACUAGUUUAUGGCUGUGGUGAAUUUUUAAAAAGGGAACUUCAUCCAUCAAAUGUACUUGGUAUAUUUAGAUUUGCAGAAACGCAUAACUGUAAAGAGUUAGCAGAAGAAGCCUUAACUCAUGCGCAAGCACACUGGAAUUUGGUAGCAAAUGGUGAUGAAUUAUUAGAAUUACCAUUGCAGCAACUUAUAACACUUUUAUCAUCUGAACAACUUAAAGUUGAUAAUGAAGCACAGGUUUUAUACCCAGCUUUGAAGUGGUUAGAGCAUGAGCCAGCAACUAGAAGACGUCAUUGUUUUGAAGUUCUAAGUCAUGUAAGGUUACCAUUGAUUUCCCCGCAAGUAUUGGAUAGCGCUAUAAAAACUGUUCACGACCCGUCCAUAGCAGUUGCCUUAAGAACUGUCAGAGUGGAUAUGAAAUCAGGCCGUGGAGCCCUAGUAUCACUAUCAGCAGAACCCCGUGCCCGUGCUAGGCGUGUCCUUGUAAUAGUAGGCGGGUCAUGUCACGACAACGUACCUCAUCCUGCUGUUACCACAGACAACAUUCUUUUUUCCGCUUUAAAAUUUGAUCUACAUAAACGGGAAUGGGAGGAGCUUGCGCCAAUGGGUAUAGCUCGCAUACAACCAGGUGUUGCCACAUUAGGUGGUCGAGUUUACGCUGUCGGAGGUGAACAGGGAAGCCAAAUAUUGGCUAAUGGAGAAGUUUAUGAUCCACAGCUCGAUAAAUGGUCAGAUAUUGCGCCAAUGAAAGAGGCGAGAUGCGAAUUUGGUCUCACGGCUUGGAAGAGCAAUUUGUACGCUUUUGGGGGAUGGGUGGGGUCUGACAUGGGGUCCUCUGUGGAGGUCUAUGACCCGGUUUCUGAUGAAUGGACGCUGGUUGAAGACAUGCCAGAGCCAAGGUUUGGCAUGGGCGUUGGGGGGUGUACACACACGUGGCGUCAUACACAAGACUUACUUUGCUAUCACCCGUUGUUACGCAAAUGGCAGACACUGAAGUCCAUGCGACACGCAAGAAGUCAGGCAGCAGCUGUUGUAUUGGAUAACUAUCUCUACGUUAUAGGAGGGAUUGGCCCGAGACGCACUGUGCUUGCUUCGGUUGAGAGAUAUAGCUUCGAUGAUGACCGAUGGGAGGAAGUAGGUAACCUUAAAGAGGCUCGCGCGUGUUGCGUAGCGGGCGCAGCGGAAGGUGUUUUAGUGGUCGCAGGAGGGGACACAGAAACCGAACACCGUGCGUUCUACCAGGAACGAACCACGCUCUCCUCGGUAGAAAUAUAUGAUCCAGUGGAGAAUACCUGGCGAUCUGCCCCUCCGUUGCCCCAUUCUAGGACCGAAGCAGGCGCCGCGCUCCUCUGA